AUGCAUGUAGUUGCAUUCCUCAUCUGGCUGGAAAAAGUUCGUUACAGCCAGAAUGCUGUCCACAAACUGAUGGCCUGGCCGUUUUACUUGUUAGAUCAAGUUGCCAACGAAAUCACAGGUUUUUUAAGCUGCCUGGGGAGAGAGGAGAUUGGUAGGCAGUUCAUUUGCCUGUUUUCAGUCAGAAAGCUAUGCUCUCUCCACAUCGACUUGUUCGAGUUUCAUGCAAACAGGAUUGGGAUUCUUGAGGGUGUUCAAAAAAUCGUUUCUGAAGUUUGUAUAAGGGCUUUUAAAGACAUUCUAACAGGUGCUAGUGAAUUCAAAGAUGACAAAGGAGAUAAAAAGUGGUAUGAUUAUAUCACAACUGUGCAACCUACUUUUUACCACAAUUGUGCAGCUCACAAUUUUACGGCUCCAAGCACCAGUAGGGUUGGAAAUAUAUUGAAAGAUCGAAACGCUGAUCAAAGUCAGAAGUUUGAAGGUAUGAAGCUGGUGAAUGGAAGCAAGAAUAUACCUGAUGAGGAGCCGGAUGAAAGAACUAUAUUAUUGACGUUCUCGAAGGGUUGCUACAUCUCUGAAGUGGAAAUUCGAGGAUUCUUCACAAGAAUUUUUGGAGAUUGCAUAGAAGAGAUAUUUAUGCAAGAUGUGGCUUCUGGCGAACGACCAUCGUAUGCGCGGAUGGUUAGCCGUUCAUCUGCCAUGAUUUCUACCAUUGCUCCUCCCAAUAGAAAAACCAGGUACUCUAUCAACGGAAAACACAUCUUGGUCACAAAGUAUGUAAAGGGAAGUCGCGGGUGA
Daucus carota subsp. sativus is the source of this 795-nucleotide messenger RNA. RefSeq lists its product as uncharacterized. NCBI's taxonomy places the organism in Eukaryota, Viridiplantae, Streptophyta, Magnoliopsida, Apiales, Apiaceae. Bases 1 to 795 code for a protein of 264 amino acids. The transcript is spliced from 2 exons. The record is from RefSeq and is a predicted model, not a curated record.